UUUUCAUAUUUGCUUGAUUUAACCAACUUUGAGUUUCCAUUUGAAUUAAGGAAUGGCUCCAGGAAUUAAGGAAAAGCUUCAAAUGAAAAACAAAUUUAGCACAUCUCAAUCAGAUUGUGGACGCCAUGCAUCGAAGAAAGUUUCACCAAAGUUUGUGACUCUGGGAGGAAUUAAAGGAGUUUUAGGAAAAACAAAUAUGGCAUCUGAUGGCAAAAGUAUUAGUACAAGAAAUGAGACCCUUGUACAAAAUAUUUCAUCUAAAAGAUGUGCAACAACUACAACACAAUUAAGUCCGGAACGAGAGGAUACUGGAUCAAUUCAAAGUCAUGAAAGUGCAGCAAAUUGCAGUCCUCAUAUUACAUCACCAGAAACCCACGUUGAAGGAGCUCCUCGCUCCAAGAAAAGAGGUCGGGGUCAGACAAUGGGAAAGGGCAUUAUGAAGGCGUUUGAGGCAUCCAAGACAAAGAUGAAGAUAACUGUGGAUCCAUCCGUUGGAAGACCUAAAAAUGGUGAGCAGUCAGCAAAACUGUCUAGUCAAAUUGGUAUUGUGACUCGUGAUGUGAUUCCAGUUCCUAGAAGGUGGAAAGAAGUAGAUGAGGAA
Cuscuta epithymum is the source of this 601-nucleotide messenger RNA. Lineage: Eukaryota; Viridiplantae; Streptophyta; Magnoliopsida; Solanales; Convolvulaceae. The record is from the annotation of a GenBank genome assembly.